CUCCUUAAAUUCUCUUGGAUUUAAUUUGAGAGAGUCGAAAUCGUCUUCUUGACUCCUGAUGAAUCUUGAAUUUGAGAUACGAAUGUGAUGUCUGCUAAACAUUGUUAAAGACGAGGAGAGUGUCGAUGGAUAUUGAUAAACUACCCUGACUUCAGUAGAGAUAGAUCAAAGCCAAGAUUCAAGUUUCAGUAUUAUAAUGGCCUCUGCAGUUAUUUGUAAAUUGUACUCAGAGUCGUUUGUGAGAAGGACUACAGUAGUAGCAAGCUUGGCUUGAGGCAUGCAGCUGCCUUUUUAGAGGACUCGACUUCUCAACUGGUGGAGGAUCGUUGGGGACUUGUGGCAGGCCCCAAACCUUGCCCACGGUAACAACGAUGAGAAAAAUGCUGCCUGGUGUGGGAGUGUUUGGCAAUACUCCAGCCAUGAGAUGCUACAUUCCCAUGCUCAAGUCGUGCGGCCUGGAGGUGGUGGCCCUGUGGGCGCGCACUACGGCCGAGGCACAGGAGAUGUCGGAGGACCUGGACAUCAGCACUUUCACCACAGACGUCGACAAGGUUCUCCUGCACAAGGACGUUGACCUGGUGGUCAUCAGCUGUUCUCCACACCUCCAGGCUCACAUCGCCGCCAAGGCUUUGGGCAUCGGGAAACACGUCCUGUGCAGUCCUCCAUCUGGCCCGCGGAGCCACGACACGCUGCCGAUGGUACACGCCUCGCGCUACUACCCGCGACUCAUGUCGCUCAUGUGUAACGGCCUACGCUUCCUGCCGUCCGUGGUAAAAAUGAGGUCGCUGGUGAAAGACGGUUUCCUGGGGGAGCCUACGAUUUGUGAGGUCAAAGUGCAUUACGGGCAGCGAUUGAGGACGACUUUUGAUUGGAUGUGCGACGAGAUGAUGGGUGGGGGCGCGCUGAACAUGUACGGCGGGAUGAUCGUGGAUCUGCUGAGUCAUGUGACAGGGCAGCGAGCCACGCGGGUGCAAGGGAUGCUCAAAACGUACACCAAGCAGACGGAGCACAUUAAGGGUAUACGGGAAAUCACCAGCGACGAUUUCUGCUCGUUUCAGAUGGAGCUGGACGGAGGUGCUUGCGCGACGGUGACCUUGAACGGGCAUGUGCCGGGUCAGUUUGUCCAAGAGGUCAUCAUCGUCGGUACGAAAGGGCGGCUCGUUCUCAAGGGGGCAGACCUCUACGGCCAAAAGCACGAUCGCGUCAAAGAGGAGCUCCUCCACUUCGACCCGGUCAACUACAAGGACAUUGACUCUCUGGGCAUCAGCGAGAAGGUUCGCGGGGACAUCCCCGUGGCCUACAUGAAAGGCGUCAUCCGCAUGAUGGAGUCGGUGCGCGAUGCCUUCCAGCAGGUGGAGGAGAGGCAAGGAUGGAGCGGGGGCCCUCUCGAGGCUGCCGCGACCUUUGAGGACUGCUUCUACGUGCAGACGGUGCUGGACACGGUGCGGGCCGCCAGCAAGUCGCGGCAGUCGAUGAAGGUCACCAUGACGGACAGCCAGCCGGAACCGAACCCCUUCCUGUCGACGGCCAUGCGGCGCAGCACUUUCUCUCUACACUAGCUCAUGUUUUGUGGAAGAUUGUGUAGAUAUUUGAUGGGCUCCACGGAAAAAACUGAUGGGUCCAAAAUUCUCGAAUUGAGAAAAAUUUAGGAAGUAUUAUUCAUAGGAUAGGGUAAAUUAAGAUAAGUCUUUAUUGUCCAGAUGCAGGCACAUUGGUUUGGUGUUUCACCACACAUAUUAUACAUGCACGCACACUCACAC
Molecule: messenger RNA, 1760 nt
Organism: Aplysia californica (California sea hare)
Lineage: Eukaryota; Metazoa; Mollusca; Gastropoda; Aplysiida; Aplysiidae
Product: glucose-fructose oxidoreductase domain-containing protein 1
Exons: 4
Coding region: 372-1559 (395 amino acids)
Molecular function (GO): nucleotide binding
Source: RefSeq, a predicted model, not a curated record